Gloeophyllum trabeum ATCC 11539 is the source of this 1878-nucleotide messenger RNA. RefSeq lists its product as uncharacterized. NCBI's taxonomy places the organism in Eukaryota, Fungi, Basidiomycota, Agaricomycetes, Gloeophyllales, Gloeophyllaceae. The transcript has 2 exons. The record is from RefSeq and is a predicted model, not a curated record. Bases 1 to 1878 code for a protein of 625 amino acids.
AUGUCCGAUGUUCAAAGGCUGCCUCUUACCCUCCAGCACCAAGUGAUCGAGUGCUACUUGGAGGACGCCACUCCUGCCGACAGGCAUGACCCAUACCCAUAUGACGAGUGCACCCGCCUCAUGUUGGUAUGCCAUGAUUGGGAAUCCUUCAUCGUUGAGUUAACGAUAUUCUGGAAAAAUAUCACUAUCACGGACUCCGGGGCCAUGGGACGUGCCAUCAUGUGGAGUGGGGAUGAACCGCUCGACAUUCGUGGGCGCCUAAUUGAUGUAGAGGAGGAGGAGGACCUAUCGCGGCUCGACCUUCUUCUCCAGUACAGAGGACGAAUUCGGAGCCUGGACUUGAUUACCUCAAGAAUGGUACUGGCACAGUGGGAUGCGGACCGUUACACUGAGGUCUCUGUACUGGAGGAUCUAGUCUUGGAGAUGAUACACGGCACACAUGAUGACCCUGAAACCCGUGAAGAGGAUCUUCUCGCCAUCUUUAAAACUUCCACGUUGAGGACGGUGGAACUGAAGGGCUUUACCGACCGGGAGGCCAGCACCUUGAUGACGAAGAGAGUUGAAGCGUUGAGACUUCAGGGGAUGACGUUCACUGUGACAGACAGAGAAGACAUGAGGAGACCAUGGAAGACGCAGAAAGACGAGUCGAUCAUACUACAUGCUCUGGAUUCCAUGGAAAGUAUACGCCGUUUGGAUGUGGACUCGGGGCUAUUCGGGGAGACUGCACGCUACCCACAGGAUGUCAGUCUCCCCACCCUGCAUUCUCUAUCCUUCAUCAUCAAGACGAAGGAGCACGCAAAAGGCCUGGGUCUCUUACAUGCACCAAAUCUGCAGAACGCUUGCGUUGAGUUCUUGGCGCUACCCAAUGACCUGAACUCGGAGCUGCCUUCGAUUAGCCGUAUGUUGGACACGAUACCCUGGAACACAGAAAUGUCUGUGGCUCGAUUUGUCUUAGAGGAGACGGAUGGUCUAUGCAUCACCUUCGCAGAGGGCUCGCUGGAGGUGCUGAAAAUGCACUUCCAUCACGUUGGAGAACUCGGGACAAUCUUGCGUCUUCUAAGGUAUAACCUCUCGCGGUGUCUGGGGAAAGUUAAGAAUCUACAUAUUCUCAUGCACGAUGGACAAAAAGCGGUGAAGAAGCUCGAGACGGAGGCACUGGUCUUAUUACUAUCGGGUGCACCAGAGUUACACCACCUAGCAGUUCAGGUCCCUAUGACAGCAAUCGGCGAAACGAUAGAGAAGUUUGAGAUUUUCCGCACUCAGCAGCCGCUCCACGGCUUACUUAUUGGACCGGACGAUGUGCUCAAGCCGUCCCGAGUGGAGCUCGACAGACUUGCGUCUAUUGCAGUUGGAAUCACCCAGGCCGAGGACGCCCGCUUUCUCACCUACUUGGAGGCGCCGGUGUUACAGCAUGCAAGCUUCAAGGUCAGCGCGGCGGACGAAGAUAUAUCCUCCAUAUUGGAAUCCGUUGCACCCCAUCUUCACAAGAUCACCGAGAACAGGCCAUUACCGUUCUCCGAGUUCCAAUUAUUGGGGCGGACGCGACACAAUGUGCACAUUACUCUGGGCGACGGAGAGGGACACCUUCCGGGGAUCGAUCUACAAUUCAAGGAGAUUAGAGCCCAGGCAGCCUUGCUGCACUCUUUGGCAGCACACGUUGCUCCCUGCUUUCGGCUAGUGGAUAACGUCUCCAUCCGAAAGGGAGAUGGAUACGCUGACGGCACCGGGGCAGCAUGGUGUCAAAUCUUCAGGCCGAUGCUCAAGGUUCGCAUGUUACGCGUGGAAGGGCAAGGCGCUAAGGCAAUGCCGUCGGGGAUCGCGUACAGAGACAACAACAGGGACACCCACCGCCCGCUUUUCCCUGCCUACAGUCGCUAA